UGAGCCCGGGCGGCGAUCGCGGCAGGCGCUCGGCAGCCGCUGCCCACCCCCCCCCCCUCACCUACCCCCCCCCCCAGGCUUUCGGCGCGGUGGCUGCGGGCUGGCUCUCCAGAAUCAUGGACUGUGCUGAUAUGCCUUGCUUGCUGUCAAGACACCAUGAUUCCUGGUAACCGAAUGCUGAUGGUCAUCCUACUAUGCCAGGUCCUGCUAGGAGGUACUAACCAUGCUAGCUUGAUACCGGAGACCGGCAGGAAGAAAGUCGCAGAGCUCCAGGGACAAGCCGGAUCCGGACGCCGCUCUGCCCAAAGCCAUGAACUCUUGCGGGGUUUCGAAACAACUCUGCUGCAGAUGUUCGGGCUGCGAAGGCGGCCUCAGCCCAGCAAGUCAGCCGUCAUUCCUAGUUACAUGCUGGAUCUCUAUCGACUCCAGUCUGGAGAAGAGGACGAGAGCCUCCAGGAAAUUAGCCUGCAGUACCCUGAGCGAUCGACCAGCCGGGCGAACACCGUGAGGAGUUUCCACCAUGAAGAGCACCUGGAGAACGUCCCGGGUCCCAGCGAGGCUCCCCGGAUCCGCUUCGUUUUCAACCUCAGCAGCGUGCCGGAAAACGAGGUGAUCUCCUCGGCGGAGCUGCGGCUGUACCGGGAGCAGGUGGAGGAGCCGAGCGCGGCGUGGGAGAGGGGCUUCCACCGGAUAAACAUUUACGAAGUGAUGAAGCCGCUGUCGGAGCGAGCUCAGGCCAUUACGCGCCUGCUGGACACGCGUCUGGUGCAUCACAACGUGACGCGCUGGGAGACCUUUGAUGUGAGCCCGGCCGUGAUCCGGUGGACCAAGGACAAGCAGCCGAACCACGGGCUGGUGAUCGAGGUGACCCACCUCCACCAGGCACAGACUCAUCAGGGCAAACACGUCAGGAUUAGCCGUUCUUUACCUCAAGGGGGGAGCGGGGACUGGGCGCAGCUCAGGCCCCUCCUGGUCACUUUCGGGCACGACGGGCGAGGCCACUCGCUGACCCGCAGGGCCCGCCGGAGCCCCAAGCACCAGCGUUCCCGCAAGAACAAAAAAAACUGCCGCCGCCACGCCCUCUAUGUGGAUUUCAGCGACGUGGGCUGGAACGACUGGAUCGUGGCACCCCCGGGCUACCAGGCGUUUUACUGCCACGGGGACUGCCCCUUCCCUCUGGCCGACCACCUCAACUCCACCAACCACGCCAUCGUGCAGACGCUGGUGAACUCGGUGAACUCCAGCAUCCCCAAGGCCUGCUGCGUGCCCACGGAGCUGAGCGCCAUCUCCAUGCUCUACCUGGAUGAGUAUGACAAGGUGGUCCUGAAAAACUACCAGGAGAUGGUGGUGGAGGGGUGCGGGUGCCGCUGACCCCCUUCCCCACCCCCCUCCCCCUCUCCUCCCCUUCUCUCUCCCCUUCCCACCCCAACCCCAGAACUGCUUGCUACAGCUGGACUCUCCUCUAAACUAAACGUUCACCUUGACCUUAUUUAUGACUUUAUGUGCAAAUGUUUUUGUUUUGUUUUUUUUUUUUUGACAAUAAUGAUCAUAUAUUUUGACAAAAUAUAUUUAUAACUACGUAUUAAAUGAAAAAAAAAAUAAAAUGAGUCAUUAUUUUAAAGGUAAAA
Molecule: messenger RNA, 1628 nt
Organism: Apus apus (common swift)
Lineage: Eukaryota; Metazoa; Chordata; Aves; Apodiformes; Apodidae
Gene: BMP4
Product: bone morphogenetic protein 4
Exons: 3
Coding region: 157-1371 (404 amino acids)
Biological process (GO): BMP signaling pathway; negative regulation of transcription by RNA polymerase II; SMAD protein signal transduction
Cellular component (GO): extracellular region
Molecular function (GO): growth factor activity; BMP receptor binding; cytokine activity
Source: RefSeq, a predicted model, not a curated record